ACUUUUUCUAGCAACACCACACUCAUUCGUUGCGCAUCAUAAUUGUUUCAAGAUGUCUAAGAGAUCACCUUUCGAUCUCUCUAAAUGCGCACGACCUAAUAUUCUCAAGCUCCAGCCCUAUCGCUGUGCGCGAGAUGACUACAAAGAUGACGGGCACAACAUCCUGCUCGACGCCAACGAGAACGCCUACGGUCCCGGCCUGGCUCUGGACAGCAAUGGCAUCCACCCUCCUUCCAACUCACCCUUAGUGAAACCGCAAGUCGACUUCCUCGGCCUAAACCGUUACCCAGAUCCUCACCAGCACGACCUGAAGUCCCUCUUCUGCCAGCUGCGGAACACCCAUACACACACUUCCAAGACCCUCACACCGUCCAACCUUUUCUGCGGCGUUGGGUCUGACGAAGCCAUCGACGCGCUCCUUCGGUGUUUCUGCACGCCUGGCAAGGACAAGAUCCUCACAUGCCCACCCACGUAUGGCAUGUACGCUGUGUCCGCCGACGUCAACGACAUUGCAAUCGUACACGUGCCCUUGAACCCCGACGACAAUUUCUCCCUACAGCCCGACGCCAUCCUGUCCAAACUCUCCGAAGACCCUUCUAUAAAACUAGUCUACAUAUGCUCCCCAGGCAAUCCGACCGCUAGCUUAAUCAGUAAAUCUGACAUUCAACGAAUACUAGAGCAUCCCACAUGGAACGGCAUCGUUGUUGUGGACGAAGCGUACAUCGACUUCGCGCCCGACAACUCCAGCUUAGCCGAGUGGGUGCUUGAGUGGCCGAAUCUGGUCGUCAUGCAGACUCUCAGUAAAGCGUUCGGCCUCGCCGGGAUACGAUUGGGCGUGGCGUUCGCGGCUCCCGACAUAGCAGGGCUUUUGAACAAUAUGAAAGCGCCAUAUAACAUAUCCAGUCCAACAAGCGCCAUCGCGACUGCAGCGCUGAAGGAUCAGAGCUUAACCAUCAUGCGAAACAAUCGCGCAAAGAUACUCGAGCAAAGGGAUAGACUACUGAAGGAAUUGCCCACGAUCCCAGGCGUAGGGCGCUUCAGAGGCGGAACGGACUCGAACUUCCUACUUGUCGAGAUCUUAGACAAGCCGAGAGAGGAGGGUGGGCAACCUGAUAAUGUUACGGCACUACAUGUGUACGAGACGAUGGCUGGCCAACGUGGUGUUGUGGUCAGGUUCCGCGGAAAGGAGUAUGGGUGCAAAGGCUGUCUCAGGAUCACGGUAGGCACGGAGAAAGAAGUCGACCGGUUCCUGGAGGAGUUGAGCGCGGUGCUGCAGGAAGCGCACGGCAGAGCGAGACGAUCAACACCUUCACAAGUCAAUGGAACUGGGGCCCGCGACGGAAAUGAGGAUAAGCGGGAAGCCGAAGCCAGCGGUAUCAUCUCGUGAUUGUCUCAUCUCUUUUCUCUUGGAUAUGACUUGGGCGACUGGACGGCCUGGCCUCUAUGAGACUUUACGGCAAAAUUCAGCUUGACCGGAGGCGCUUAUGUUAGAGUCGGAAAUGUAGACGGACAACAAAGGCGAGGCCGGGAGUUGAGGCUAAUCACCAGAUUCCUCUCGGAAAAUAUCGCUAUAGAUCGCUGAUUAUGGUUUGUGGAGGCAGGCUUGUACGGUGUUGUGUCUAGACAAUUCAGUUGGACGAAGACGCUCAAAAAUUGGGAUAGAUACUAGUAUCACCGUAACUGCGUUGCCCUCAGGCUCCGGCGAAGGGAUGGUGUUGCUUGCAUACCUCUAUAGACUUGCUCUCCUGUUGUUGAACCAUGUAGUAAACGAAGC
Molecule: messenger RNA, 1774 nt
Organism: Exophiala xenobiotica
Lineage: Eukaryota; Fungi; Ascomycota; Eurotiomycetes; Chaetothyriales; Herpotrichiellaceae
Product: histidinol-phosphate transaminase
Exons: 2
Coding region: 53-1387 (444 amino acids)
Biological process (GO): L-histidine biosynthetic process
Molecular function (GO): pyridoxal phosphate binding; L-histidinol-phosphate:2-oxoglutarate transaminase activity
Source: RefSeq, a predicted model, not a curated record